CCACCUGGAGCACCAGGGAAACGGGACAGCCGUGUUCUUCCAGUCCCCAAACCAAUUCCCCUGUGCCAUCACGGGGAACCGAGGCGUCUCCCUGCCCGCUGUCGCAGAGCGGGAGGGUGGGCUGAGGGAGCCCGUCGCUGACCCGGCAAAUGGGCGCUGCUUCGGCUCCAUCCCCAUCCGUAUCCCGAUCCAACCCCUCCGCCUCCCCUCACGCCGCCCCCUGCUCGUGCGGCAGCGCCCCCGUGCGGGCUGUUCGCGCCCUGUUGCCACCCUCGGUGACGUCACAUGCAGCCUCUCCUUCUGCCUUCUCGGAUUGGCCGGCGCUCCGCGCAGCCUUCCCGCCUCCAGCGCGCGAUUGGCGGGCCGGCCCGUGAUUGGCGGGCACAGGGCGCGGGGGGAGCAGAGGCCCGGGCCGGCUGUGUGGGGAGAAGCGGCCGCGGCGCGGACGCCGAGCGGGGCCGGCGCGGUUGUUUAUUGUCUACGCGCGGUGUCUCGGCGGCGGCGAGAGGAGGGGGAGGAGGCGACGGCGGGGGAACGGCACCGGGCACCGGGACGCAGGAUGAAUGCUUCAAAAAAGGAAGACUCAGAAAGCAUUAAUAAAAAUGACACUUCAAAGAAGAUGUCUGUUGAGAGAGUUUAUCAGAAAAAGACUCAGCUUGAGCACAUCCUCCUCCGUCCAGAUACCUACAUUGGGUCGGUUGAACCCUUAACUCAGUUAAUGUGGGUUUACGAUGAAGAUGUAGGAAUGAACUGCAGAGAAGUUACCUUUGUUCCAGGCUUGUACAAGAUAUUUGAUGAAAUUCUUGUAAAUGCUGCUGACAAUAAGCAGAGGGACAAGAAUAUGACUUGUAUUAAAAUAUCCAUUGAUCCGGAAUCGAACAUUAUCAGCAUAUGGAAUAAUGGAAAGGGGAUACCAGUUGUGGAACACAAAGUAGAAAAAGUAUAUGUACCUGCUUUAAUCUUUGGGCAGCUACUAACGUCCAGCAAUUAUGAUGAUGAUGAGAAAAAAGUUACAGGUGGACGCAAUGGCUAUGGUGCAAAACUUUGUAACAUAUUUAGUACAAAGUUUACAGUUGAAACUGCUUGCAAAGAGUACAAACACAGCUUUAAGCAGACUUGGAUGAACAACAUGAUGAAGACCUCUGAGCCCAAGAUUAAACAUUUCGAAGGUGAUGACUACACAUGCAUUACAUUCCAGCCAGAUCUGUCUAAAUUUAAAAUGGAAAAGCUUGAUAAGGAUAUUGUGGCCCUCAUGACAAGACGAGCGUACGAUUUGGCUGGGUCGUGCAAAGGAGUCAAAGUCAUGUUGAAUGGGAAGAAACUACCUGUAAAUGGAUUUCGCAGCUACGUAGAUCUUUACGUUAAGGACAAGCUGGAUGAAACCGGAGUAGCACUCAAAGUCAUCCACGAAGUGGUGAAUGAACGAUGGGAUGUGUGCCUCACUCUGAGUGAAAAAGGGUUCCAGCAGAUCAGCUUUGUAAAUAGUAUAGCUACCACAAAGGGUGGUAGGCAUGUUGAUUAUGUGGUGGAUCAGGUUGUGGGCAAACUGAUAGAAGUGGUGAAAAAGAAGAAUAAAGCUGGAGUCUCAGUCAAACCAUUUCAGGUGAAGAACCAUAUAUGGGUUUUUGUUAAUUGCUUGAUUGAAAACCCAUCAUUUGAUUCCCAGACAAAGGAAAACAUGACAUUGCAGCCUAAAAGCUUUGGGUCCAAGUGCCAGCUAUCUGAGAAAUUUUUUAAAGCAGCCUCUAACUGUGGUAUCAUAGAGAGUAUUUUGAAUUGGGUCAAAUUUAAGGCACAAACUCAACUGAACAAAAAAUGUUCAUCAGUGAAACACAGUAAAAUCAAGGGCAUUCCAAAACUGGAUGAUGCUAAUGAUGCUGGUGGCAAACAUUCCUUGGACUGCACGUUGAUAUUAACAGAAGGAGACUCAGCCAAAUCUUUAGCUGUCUCUGGCCUAGGUGUUAUUGGUAGAGACAGAUAUGGAGUCUUCCCACUCAGGGGCAAAAUUCUCAAUGUCCGAGAAGCUUCUCACAAACAGAUUAUGGAAAAUGCAGAAAUCAACAACAUCAUCAAAAUAGUUGGAUUACAAUACAAGAAAAGCUAUGAAGAUCCAGAAUCUCUGAAAAGUUUGAGAUAUGGAAAAAUCAUGAUCAUGACAGAUCAGGAUCAGGAUGGAUCUCACAUAAAGGGCUUGUUGAUCAAUUUUAUUCAUCACAAUUGGCCAUCACUGUUGAAACAUGGUUUUCUUGAGGAAUUCAUCACCCCUAUUGUGAAGGCAAGCAAAAAUAAGCAAGAACUUUCAUUCUAUAGUAUUCCUGAAUUUGAUGAGUGGAAAAAGCAUAUGGAAAAUCAUAAAGCAUGGAAGAUAAAAUACUACAAAGGAUUGGGUACCAGCACUGCUAAAGAAGCAAAAGAAUAUUUUGCUGACAUGGAAAGACAUCGGAUCUUGUUUCGGUAUGCUGGGCCUGAGGAUGAUGCUGCCAUUACACUGGCCUUCAGUAAGAAGAAGAUUGAUGACCGAAAAGAAUGGUUAACAAAUUUCAUGGAAGACAGGCGACAGCGUCGACUACAUGGCCUUCCUGAGCAAUUUUUAUAUGGUACAGCAACAAAACAUUUGACUUACAAUGAUUUCAUUAACAAGGAGUUGAUCCUUUUCUCAAAUUCAGACAAUGAGAGAUCUAUCCCUUCCCUUGUUGAUGGUCUGAAACCAGGGCAACGCAAGGUUCUGUUCACUUGCUUUAAGAGAAAUGAUAAACGUGAAGUAAAGGUUGCUCAGCUGGCUGGUUCUGUGGCUGAAAUGUCAGCUUAUCACCAUGGGGAGCAAGCAUUAAUGAUGACUAUUGUCAACUUGGCUCAGAACUUUGUUGGAAGUAACAAUGUGAAUCUGCUACAACCUAUUGGUCAGUUUGGCACCAGGCUUCAUGGUGGAAAGGAUGCUGCCAGCCCUCGCUAUAUUUUCACCAUGUUAAGCCCUUUAGCAAGGCUACUUUUUCCAUCAAUGGAUGACAACUUGCUUAAGUUCCUGUAUGAUGACAACCAGCGCGUAGAACCUGAAUGGUACAUUCCCAUCAUUCCCAUGGUCUUAGUAAAUGGAGCUGAAGGAAUUGGUACUGGCUGGGCAUGCAAACUUCCAAACUAUGAUACCAGAGAGAUUGUAAACAAUGUCAGACGAAUGCUGGAUGGCCUAGAUCCCCACCCAAUGCUUCCAAACUACAAAAAUUUCAAAGGAACCAUUCAGGAACUUGGUCAAAAUCAGUAUGUAGUGAGUGGUGAAAUAUUUGUGGUGGACAGGAACACAGUAGAAAUUACAGAGCUUCCUGUAAGGACAUGGACCCAGGUGUACAAAGAGCAGGUUCUAGAACCUAUGUUGAACGGGACUGAAAAAACUCCAGCAUUAAUUUCUGACUAUAAGGAAUACCACACUGAUACAACUGUGAAAUUUGUUGUGAAGAUGACAGAAGAAAAGCUUGCACAGGCAGAAGCUGCCGGAUUGCACAAAGUCUUUAAGCUUCAAACAAGUCUUACUUGUAAUUCUAUGGUGCUGUUUGAUCACAUGGGGUGCUUGAAGAAGUACGAAACCGUGCAGGACAUCUUGAAGGAGUUUUUUGAUCUCCGGUUGCAUUAUUACAGCCUGCGCAAGGAGUGGCUGGUGGGAAUGCUGGGUGCAGAGUCCACCAAGCUGAACAACCAAGCUCGUUUCAUCCUGGAGAAGAUACAAGGAAAAAUUAGCAUUGAGAACAGAUCAAAAAGAGAUUUGAUUCAGAUGUUGGUCCAGAGAGGUUAUGAAUCUAAUCCAGUGAGAGCCUGGAAAGAAGCACAGGAGAAGGCAGCAGAAGAGGAAGACUCUCAGAAUGCAAAUGAUGAUGCUUCCUCUUCUUCUGGUGCAACCUCUGGCCCUGACUUCAACUACAUUUUGAACAUGUCCCUGUGGUCACUCACAAAAGAGAAGGUGGAAGAGUUGAUUAAGGAGAGAGAUUCCAAGGAGAGAGAACUAAAUGAUCUUAAAAGGAAAUCUCCUUCAGACCUCUGGAAAGAAGAUCUAGCAGCCUUUGUUGAAGAGCUUGAAAAAGUAGAAGCACAGGAAAGAGAAGAUAUUCUGACUGGCAUGGUUGGCAAACCAAUAAAAGGCAAAGUUGGUAAACCCAAGGUGAAGAAACUCCAGCUGGAAGAGACCAUGCCAUCACCAUUUGGCAGAAGAAUAGUUCCACAGAUUACAUCUGCCAUGAAAGCUGAUGCCAGCAGGAAAUUGCUGAAAAAGAAAAAGGGUGAAACUGAUUCUCUAGCAAUAAAAAUGGAAUUUGAUGAAGAGUUUGGUAGUGUGCCAGCUGAGGGUGGUGGGGAUGACUCACUGAAUGCAUCAGCUGCAGCAGCUAAAACCCCUAAACCCAAGAGAGAGAAGAAGGAGCCUGGUGCCAGGGUAAGAAGGACACCAUCAUCUACAAAAUCCAGUGCAAAAAAAGUGAAGAAACGAAACCCAUGGUCAGAUGAUGAAUCCAAGUCUGAAAGUGAUUUAGAAGAAAAUGAGCCUGUGAUUAUUCCAAGAGACUCUCUGCUUAGGAGAGCUGCAGCUGAGAGGCCCAAGUACACUUUUGACUUCUCAGAAGAAGAAGAUGACGCUGACGAUGAUGAUGAUGCCAACAAUAACAAUGAUUUGGAUGAGCUCAAAGUAAAAGCCUCUCCAGUUGCAAAUGACAGAGAGGAUGAGUUUGUUCCCUCGGACAGUUUAGAAAAAGAUGAGUACGACUUCUCCCCAGCCAAAUCAAAGCCAUCUCCAGAUAGAAAAACAUCUCAAGCCAAGAAGAAUCAAGAUUUUGGGAACAUCUUCUCUUUUCCAUCUUACUCUCAGAAGACAGAUGAUGAUACAACAAAAUUGGACAGUGAUGAUGAGGAUUCUGCUCCUGUUUUCUCAUCAUCUUUUGCCCCAAAACAGACAGAGAAAAUUCCAAGUAAAACAGUAGCUGCUAAAAAGGCGAAACUAGAUGCGCCCCCUAAGCCUAAAAGAGCUCCAAAAGCCAAGAAGGUGGAAACUGUGAACUCUGAUUCAGAUUCAGAAUUCGGCAUUCCAAAGAAGACGGCAGCACCCAAAGGAAAAGGCAGAGGGGCAAAGAAAAGGAAAGCAUCUGGUUCAGAAAAUGAAGGUGAAUAUAACCCUGGGAAGAAAACACCCAAGUCCACACCAAGCAAGAAAUCCAAGAAAGCAGCUUUUGACCAGGAUUCUGAUGUGGAAAUCUUCCAGUCAGGCUUUGCCUCCGAAACUGCCCCAAAGCCGCGGACAGGCCGGGCUAGAAAAGAAGUGAAAUAUUUUGCAGAGUCUGAUGAAGAUGAUGAUUUUGAUAUGUUUAAUUAAGUGCCCAAAGAGCACAAAAAUGUUUUCCAACAAGUAUCUUGUGUUGUCCUUUUGUCCCCUCUGUCGCAAACUUUUGUACAUUUGACUUAUUUUAUGUGAUAAUGUAAUUGAUGGUUUUUAUUAUUGUGUGUAGGCAUUUUAACAUUUUGUUCUUACACCUACAGUUUUAUGCUCUUUUUUACUCAUUGAAAUGUCAUGUAUUUGUCUGGCUUGUAGAGAUGUUCUAGACAGCUGUGCUAAAGCACAUUUUAAUUGUCAUGGUUGCAAACAGCAAACCUGCUUUUUGAAAUGAAGUUUAAACAUUAAAAAAUGGAAAACUACCA
Messenger RNA from Poecile atricapillus (Black-capped chickadee), 5670 nucleotides. RefSeq names its product DNA topoisomerase II beta (gene TOP2B). The transcript is spliced from 36 exons. Bases 560 to 5347 code for a protein of 1595 amino acids. Gene Ontology annotation, molecular function: DNA binding; DNA topoisomerase type II (double strand cut, ATP-hydrolyzing) activity; ATP binding. Gene Ontology annotation, cellular component: nucleus. NCBI's taxonomy places the organism in Eukaryota, Metazoa, Chordata, Aves, Passeriformes, Paridae. Gene Ontology annotation, biological process: DNA topological change; sister chromatid segregation; resolution of meiotic recombination intermediates. The record is from RefSeq and is a predicted model, not a curated record.